GUUGUGAGUUUGGGCUCAAAAGCAUAGCGUGAAUGCAAUGAUUACUUAAAACACAUUACGAUUGUGAUUGUGAUUCACAUAUGAUUUGCACAUUCAUUGCAAUCGUAUGAAGAAAAUGCCAAAAAGGAGACGAUUGGAGGGUCUGUCGCACAACUGGUCUCAGUUCGGCAAUGAAAGUGAUGGCGAUUUCGGUGAUCAUCACCACAAACACGGCGAUGAAGAGGUGAACGACGGACUCGCUUUGGCACCGACACCACAGCCUAACCACUCGCUCGACAACAAUGACAACAAUCACAGCGUUUGCGACAAUGAGUUGUCGGUCUUAGCCGACUGUCCCCUCGCGAGCGCCACCGCCACGAAGACCGUCACUCACGAGCUGAACGGCCAGUCGUUGUCACCGAAUUUGGACGAAAAUCAUCGUNUGUGGCAUAAGAUCGCAAACUCUAUGGAACCCAAUGAGGUUGUGGACAAAAAUAUUCAAGAGAUUUAUGGACUCAUUAAUUACGGCGAGAUUUGGAAGAAGUUUGGCACUAAAUUUGAUAACAAAUUAAGCUUUUCUUUGCAACAAUUGGUUAAUUUUGGUCAUACGACAUUCAAAGUAAAAAAAGGCAGAAUUCGCGUCAAAACUCCCAUUUGUAACGCAUUGAAGAAAAUUCAUAAAAUCAAAGUCGCUGAGAAUGUCGACCAGAAUCUACUGAAUUUGCCGAAAGAGGUGUGCAUUGAGUUGCAUCCGGCGAACAACGAGUCGUGGCUGAGAGUGCACUCCCUGUCCCAGAAUCCCAGAGUCAGAACCAAAAUGUCUUUACAAAAGCGUUUGUCGUGUUUAGUCGAGUAUCUGGAGAAACGCUGGAAUCAGUCGCGCCUUAAAGACUCGGAGUGUCGCACACUGUGCGGGACAUCCCUUCCCAUCAACACUUCCGGUGACCUGUGUUUGCGGGUUAGGCCCCACUCUAGCGGUCAUCUGCACAACGUAUCGCUCAGUAAAUCGUAUUUCAAUUCAUCGCAAAUGGAUUUAAGUCUUACGGCUUAUGUGAAGACUCUAUACAAUCAGGAGUUGAAGACAAAGUCGAAGAAAUCGAAAGCAAGUAAACCGUCGAAAGACACCAAAGACUCGAAUAGUGAGCCGAAUAUGAAGUCACCGAACAGUGAGAGUCCCGACGAAAAGCUCAGAGAAAGUGACGAUAAAAACAAUUCAUCGAAAGAGAGUAAAACCGAUUCAACGGUUAAUAAGUGGUCGGAAGGCGAGGGGAAGUCCGAUGAGGACGAGCCUAAGGGAGAGGCCGAGCGGUCGUUGGCUUUGCUACGGAUGUUGGAGAAGAUGAACAGAAUGUGCGAAGAAAUACACGGAACGGAUGAAGAGGACGACAAGGAAGACGACGACCAGAACAAGGAGGAGGAGGACCGCGACAUCCCUUCGCCCGACACUAAUGUGAACGUCUGUCUCCCGGAGCCGCCGGCCAAUGCAACGCUCGCCCAAUGGCUGAGUACUGGCGAUGGAGAGCCCGAAGACAAUGAGGACAAUGAAGUGGAGGACAACGAGAAGAAGACGCCCACAACGACCGACACGAAUGAGAAUCAGAUUUCGACGCUCAGCGCCAACAGGGCUCGCAAGGGGUGGUCGCUCACCGAAACCGGUUCCAUGUCUAUCGGAGAGUUGUAUUUGUUGUUCCGGUGCCCGAAGACUAUUCUAUUGGAGUACGUCUGGGAACCCAUUCAACUAAAGGUUGAGUUGAAUACCACUCCUCCGGACAAUGAAGAGUCUGUCGUCACAUCCAGUGAUGACACGAAUGGUAACAAAGAGGAGAAAACAAAUGUUUCCGUUGCGGACAAAGCCGACAGCUCUGAGCUCUUGUAUCGACUCUUAUUAGCGGCGAAUGUGUCGCUCCUAUCGAUGAAAAGGCCGAUCAAUGCGUCCACAUCUCAGACCCAGAAGAAAAAGCGUAUAAAACCGACGCAAGUGUUGGUGCCCUCCGUUUCGUCGCCUAUUCUCUUGAAACCGAACGACAAUUCCUCUCAAAUGCUAUCAAAUGUGAUAAAAAACACAAUUUUUAACGACAAUAACAGUAACGACGGAAACCCAAAGCCAGCGAACGCUGCGACAGACGGUGUGGCCGUCGCUAUGGAUGCCGCCAAAGGCGACAACUUUAUAGUGCCGACGACUCCGGCGCCAAAAGCCGUUAAUAAGCCGAAGACACGCAACGUUUGCGGCGCUUCUAUUCAGGAGGCCUUACGGCAGUUGCAGUCAAACAAAUACACGCGCCGUCAGCGCCGGCCCACUCCUAAGCCGGUGUUCGGCCAGAAUAAGCCAUUACUGCCGCGCGGGAGCCCUCCCAACAUGACAGUGGUGUCGACCGCGACGGCCACUGUAGGCCAACAACAGCCCAUUUACGUGAUCCCGUCGCAGACGCUCCACUUAAACGCCUUGAGCGCCGUAACCUCCCAGCCCUCUAGCCUUCCAGUGAUAGACAUGACAGCAUUAAAUGCAAACUCUUUGAGACAGACCUUCAAAAGCCAUUCAACUAACGACUCAUUUAAUGUGAUUUUGCCUCAAAAGGCGCCACAAAUUAGUGAUAUAAACAGUAAUCAGACGUCAGUUAAUAGACUCAUCGAUGGCAUCAAC
This is a messenger RNA of Oppiella nova, 2620 nucleotides long. Lineage: Eukaryota; Metazoa; Arthropoda; Arachnida; Sarcoptiformes; Oppiidae. The record is from the annotation of a GenBank genome assembly.